Molecule: messenger RNA, 945 nt
Organism: Nematolebias whitei (Rio pearlfish)
Lineage: Eukaryota; Metazoa; Chordata; Actinopteri; Cyprinodontiformes; Rivulidae
Gene: plek2
Product: pleckstrin 2
Exons: 8
Coding region: 1-825 (274 amino acids)
Biological process (GO): intracellular signal transduction; actin cytoskeleton organization
Cellular component (GO): plasma membrane
Source: RefSeq, a predicted model, not a curated record
AUGGAUCCAAACGGGAGCAACGGUCCUCUGAGAGAAGGCUUCCUGGUCAAGAGGGGCCACAUUGUUCACAACUGGAAGGCGCGUUGGUUUGUGCUGACACCAGACAAGCUGCUUUAUUACAAGUAUAAAGAAGGGAAACGGGACUCGUGUCAGCGAGGGAAAAUCCUGCUGAAGGACUGCCUGAUAACCUGUCCUUUCCUGGAGUAUGAAAACAGGCCGAGGUCCAGAAGUCCGUCCCCAGCAGGGUCCGCGGUGGUGGACUGGCUGGUGUUCAUGCAGCUCACUCUGACCCGGGUGGAUGCUCUAACUCUGGCCUCGGCUCUGCUGGAGGAGGGCUUCCUGCGGACGGUGGGCCUGAAGAGCAUGGAAGGCCUUCGCAGCGCUGGCCUCAGCGAGCAGUUCAUGGACGACUCCACGGCGCUCUACAGCUUCUCUGACAGUUUGAAGAAGAGAGGCAGCGUGAAGGCAGAGACGUCGCUGUCUGCAGUGGAGCUGAGCGGGAAAGUCAGGAAGAAAGGAUACCUGCUGAAACAGGGACACCGAAGGAAAAACUGGAAGGUGCGACUGUUCGUUCUGCGUUCAGAACCGGCCUUUCUUCAUUAUUAUGAUCCCACCAGGGAUGACAUCACUCCAGUUGGUGGCUUCUCUCUGCGAGGGUGUCUGGUUUCUUCUCUGGGUGAUAAUGGAGUUCCAUCAGGUGUGAAGGGAAACAUUCAAGGCAACUUGUUCAAAAUCAUCACCAAGUCAGACGUUCAUUACUACAUCCAGGCUCCAAGUCACCAGGAGAAGAUGGACUGGAUCGAUGCCAUCAGAGAGCAGACGUAGACUUCUGUGAGAGCUGACUGAUGUUUCAGUUUGGACACCAUGAGAUGAGGAUGAUGAGGAUGGCAUGGAGUAUGAGGACUGUGAGGAUGGUGAGGAUUAUGAGGAUGCUGAGGAUAAUGG